UUUGACCACUCCUCCUUCCCCUUCCCUUUUGUUUACAGUGAGUUGUUGGAGACGGCUUGCAUUGCACUCGAAUAUCAACCACUGGGACUUGGGGGAGUGAACAACUGACUUCCCUCUUGCUGCCUGAAACAUGAAAAUUAGAACUAUUUUUAAUUAUGACUCACAGGAAGUUGCUGUUGUACUAGAAAAUGAAGCAGCCAUGGCUGCUGCGAAUCCAGCACAACGGUUCCUAGGUGAACUGACUUGUUCACUGUGUCUGGAUUAUUUUCAAGAUCCAGUGUCUUUAGAUUGUGGGCACAAUUUCUGCCAGGCCUGCAUCAAUGUGUGGUGGGAUGGACUGAAGACAAACUUCUGCUGUCCGGAGUGCAGAGAAACCUUUUCCCAUAGAAACUUCAAACCAAACAGGCAGCUGAAGAACAUUGUUGAAGCCUCCAGAACACUUAGACUGGAGUCAACAAAUGAACCAGAAGUCCGGAGAGAGUGUAAGAAACACAGUGAGGUUUUAAAAGUCUUCUGCCAAGAGGAUCAAACCCCCAUUUGUAUGGUUUGCCAUCUGUCCCGAGAUCACAAAGCCCACGCUGUGGUUCCCAUAGAGGAGGCUGCCCAGGAGUACAAGGAUCAGAUUCUGAGCCAUCUGGAGACUUUAAAGAAGAAUCGAAAAGAGGUUCUGACAUUCCGAUCGAAUGAGGAAAAGAAAAGCCAGGAACUGCUGAAAAAGACAGAAACCGAGAGGCAGAAGAUUGUGUCUGAAUUUCAGCAACUGCGUCGGUUUCUGGAGAAACAAGAGAGAUUCCAGCUGGCCCAGCUCGAUGAGAUGGAGCAGGACAUCGUGAAGAAGAGGGAUGGAUAUAUCGACAGACUAAAUGAGGAAAUAUCACUUCUCAAUAAGUUGAUCUAUGAGCUAUACAAGAAGUGUCAGCUGUCAGCAAGUGAAUUUCUGCAGGACAUCAGAAGCACCUUGAGAAGAUGUGAAAGAAAGACAUUUCAGAAUCCUUUGUCUCUUUCUCCUGAACUGAAAUGGGGCAGCUGGAAUUUCUCUGAAAAAUCUACAAUUCUACAGAACAUACAGAAGAAAUGCAGAGAAUCUUUCUCAUCUGAAUGGAAAUUGCACAAAGUAAACGUGACUCUGGAUCCAGACACGGCCCAUCCCGAACUCAUCGUGUCUGCGGAUCGGAGAAGUGUGAGACGGGGAGACACAGGGCAGGCUCUGCCCAACAAUCCUGAGAGAUUUGAUACGAAGCUCUGUGUGCUGGGCUGUGAGGGAUUCACCUCUGGGAGGCACUGCUGGGAGGUGGAGGCAAUGGGACUCUGUGCUGUUGGGGUGGCCAGAGAAUCUGUGAGCAGGAAGGGACGGAUCAACUUUAGCUCUAAGGACGGGGUCUGGGCUGUGGAAUGGAGCGGGGAACAGUGGUGCCGGGCUCCUACCUCCCCUGUGACCUCCCUGUUCCUGAUCAAGGCACCUAGCAGGAUCCGGGUUUAUCUGGACUAUGAAAGGGGGAAGGUGGCAUUCAUCAAUGCUGGUAAAGGGGACCCGAUCUUCACUUUCCCAGCAACUUUUUUUGCUGGUGAGAGAAUCUGCCCGUUUUUCCGAGUUGGAUUCAGGAGACUCUCUGGUCUGUUCCAUCCCAGUUCCCAGCUCACACUGUGUCCCUGAGAUGCCCUGUCAGGCCUAGGGUGACCAUCUUUGUUGGCUGGAAAGAAGAGAAAACCCACGUGAAAAAUAAGGGACAAGGCUUUAUUUUAAAGGAUGUGGUAAGGAAACGCUAUUUCCUUUAACCUGUCAUAUAUAUUUCUCUCUCAAGUUUACUUCAAGAAUACAAUGCAAUUAUCAUAAACGUCAAUGUAAUCUUUAAAAUGGUCAGGGACAUCUCUUAAAAUAAGGAAUGGGUGGUCACCCCAAGAGACAAAUCGAUGAAAUAAGCAACAGUCCAUUAAAACAAGGGAUGAGUGGUCAUCCUAGUCAGACCUCAUGAAGCACGCUCUGCUAGCCCUAGCUUCUUAGUCUGUAUGACCCUGCAGAACUCAGCCAGACCCUUUCCCACCCAACUUCCAGCCAUCACCCACCCAUCUGUAUAACCAUGGAGACAGUGAUAAGAGAGGGUUGUGGAGCUCUGUGUGAGGGCAGAGAGGUGCUCUAGGCUGGGACUCUAUGAUCCAGGAUGCCAAAUCUGUCUGGAGUGAGACCCCGAGGGAGUGGGACAGGGAGACCCAGCCAAGGCCCUGGGAGGGGGAGGCCUGGCUGAAGAGGAGUUGUGCUUAAGUAUCAAAUAUGCAAGUUUUAGUAUUUGGAUCAAAUCUCCUUACUUUUCCCCUGAACAGGUUUGUCUCAGAAUAUUAUUAUUCUGCAAUAGGAAAUGAACUGCUUCUGUGGCAGAAACUAGAAGAGAAGAUCUUUCUUUUAUCUUCGGCAGAUCUUGCUGUACGUACAGGGUCAAAUUCCCUCUUUGGUUUUGUUUAAACUGGAAAAAGGCAUCCUGGUUAAAAAAACAUGUUAACUAAUGUGUUUUAACGAACAUGAAAGUAAACGUGGCUUUGCGCCUAGCGCAGACAUGGGCCGUUGUGUUUAAAAUCAUGUUAGCUGCUCAUUCAUUAGCCACAAGCAGCUAAUAUAUUUUAAAUACAGCUAUUACUGUGUAUAUAACGUACUAAGGCUGAAUUUAAAAAAAAAAACGAAGUGACUUAAAUCUUAUUGAUUUUCAAUGGAAUUUGUGCUCCUAAAUAACUUAGGAUGGGAUUUGCAAAAACACCUAAGUCAUAUGUAUCAGGGUUAGUUUAAAUGUGUUAAUAUAUUUUCUAACAUAAUGCAUUUCCCCAGUGUAGACAAACUGCCUGUGUUCUCCAGUUCACCUAUUAAAAUUGCC
Molecule: messenger RNA, 2861 nt
Organism: Trachemys scripta elegans
Lineage: Eukaryota; Metazoa; Chordata; Testudines; Emydidae
Product: E3 ubiquitin-protein ligase TRIM39-like
Exons: 8
Coding region: 131-1654 (507 amino acids)
Molecular function (GO): protein binding; zinc ion binding
Source: RefSeq, a predicted model, not a curated record